AUGCCAUGUGUGGCAGCCAGUUUUUCGCUGAUAUAAUUUUCUUCAUCCAACACGUCAUUCAAAUCGGAUGACGUGGCCUGUUAUCUUCCAGUCUAAUUUCUCCAGACCUUCAAAUCAGCCCGCACACAGUGCAGUAUGGCCGAGAAAUCAGCUGACCUAACUCUGAUAGUGGGUCACACCCACACCGAUCACAACCUUCAUCACUUUGCAGACAUGAAUGUAGAAAGGAUCUACAUGGAUUAUAAUGCGACUACCCCCAUGGAGCCAGAGGUGAUUCAGGUUGUUUCUGAUGCUCUCCAUGAAGCUUGGGGAAACCCUAGUAGUAACUAUAUAGCAGGUGCCAUGGCCAAAGCUAUCAUCAAUCAGUCUAGGCAGAACGUGGCUAGAAUGGUUGGAGGUAAAGCUGAGGACAUUAUUUUCACUUCAGGUGGAACAGAGGCCAACAACCUGGUGCUGCACACUGCCGUGGAGCACUUCAAGGAAAACUGCAGCACUGCAGAGCACAGUGAAGGACACAAAAAUGGCUGCGCUGGCCUGCCGCACAUCAUCACCUCCAACGUGGAGCAUGACUCGAUCACACUCGCAGCCAAGCACCUGCAGACGGUUGGAAAGGCAGAUGUAACAUGUGUGCCCGUUUCUAAGGUGACUGGUCGUGUAGAUGUGGAGGAUGUUAUUGCUGCAGUGCGUCCCAACACUUGUCUCAUCUCUGUCAUGCUGGCCAACAAUGAGACAGGAGUCAUUAUGCCAAUCCAAGAGAUUUGCCAAAGAAUAAAAUCACUUAACAAGCAGCAGGAGCAACUUAGGAUCCUGCUUCACACUGAUGCUGCCCAGGCGCUGGGCAAAAUCCCAGUGGAUGUCCAGGAACUGGGAGUAGAUUACCUUACCAUAGUUGGACACAAGUUCUAUGCCCCUCGGGUCGGUGCUUUGUAUGUGAAUGGGCCUGGAACAAAGACACCUCUGUAUCCGAUGCUGUUUGGAGGAGGACAGGAGAGGAAUUUCAGACCAGGCACGGAGAACACACCGAUGAUCGCUGGUCUGGGAAAGGCUGCUGAACUGGUGACCGCUAAUCUCUCACAUUAUCAGAGUCAUAUGCUAAAUAUUCAAAUGUAUCUGGAAGAACGACUUCAAGAUGUCUUCAGAGACAAGAUCCGCUUCAACAGUCGUUAUCCCGGCUCUGAUAUCCUCCCUAACACAUGUAAUGUGUCCAUCCUGGGUCCAGUGUUACAAGGCUGGAGGGUAUUGUCAAACUGCAGGAGGCUGCUGGCAAGCGUCGGAGCCGCCUGCCACUCUGCCAGUGGAAACAGGCCUUCCCACAUCCUCCUGAGCUCUGGUGUCCCCACUGAGGUGGCGGCUAAUGCUUUGAGGCUGAGCGUCGGCAGAGAGACGACCAAAGAAGACGUGGACGCAGUUGUGGAGGAUCUCAGGGAAACGGUGCAGCUCCUGGAAAAUAUGAACUGAUGCCUUUUAUUUGCACUAAAUAGAGUUUUUGCAUGGGUCAAAUGAAGACGUGCAAUAGGACACACACACCAUCUGUGUUGUUACACUAAUUGAUCCUGUAAGAUUAUGAGAUAUUUAACAUAAAUAAUAAAGUGGGAGAACUUG
Molecule: messenger RNA, 1602 nt
Organism: Girardinichthys multiradiatus
Lineage: Eukaryota; Metazoa; Chordata; Actinopteri; Cyprinodontiformes; Goodeidae
Gene: scly
Product: selenocysteine lyase
Exons: 13
Coding region: 136-1458 (440 amino acids)
Source: RefSeq, a predicted model, not a curated record